Messenger RNA from Aspergillus wentii DTO 134E9, 900 nucleotides. Its product is annotated as putative isopropanol dehydrogenase. The record is from RefSeq and is a predicted model, not a curated record. The transcript has a single exon. NCBI's taxonomy places the organism in Eukaryota, Fungi, Ascomycota, Eurotiomycetes, Eurotiales, Aspergillaceae. The coding region runs from base 85 to 828 and encodes 247 amino acids.
GUGGACUGCGUGGUUCGCGCGCGGGAUGAUCCAAGCUGCUUCUUCCUCUCCGCCAUCUACGAGGGUGGUAGCGAGGGUAGUAAAAUGUUGAUGCGGGAUGCGUGGCGCGACGGGACGUUCGCUGAGUACGCUAGGGUGCCGGUGGAGAAUUGCAUUGUGCUUAAGGAGGACAGACUGUGUGCUGGAUUGGGAUAUGCGGAGCAGGAUUUGGCGUAUAUGGCGUACAUGCUUGUGCCAUAUGGCGGGCUACGAGACAUCCAGCUGCAGGCUGGGGAGACGAUCAUCGUGUGUCCCGCGACGGGAUUCUAUAGCAGUCUGGGUGUGCAGGUUGCAGUGGCGAUGGGGGCGAGAGUGGUAGCGGCAGGCCGGAAUGCAGAGAAAAUGGCGGCGUUAAAGGGAGAGAUUGAGAGACAUAUGCCUGGGGCAGAGAUUGAAAUGAUGACGAUGACCGGCGAUGAGGAUGAAGAUGCGGGUGCGCUGAGGGUGUUUGGGGCGGAUGCUGUUCUGGAUAUGACGCCGUCGACUGCGGGAAUGGCGACACAUACGAAGAGUGCCAUCAAGGCGCUUCGGAGGGGAGGGAGGGUGAGUCUAAUGGGGUCUACAAAGAACAUCUCGGUUGCGGAGAUUAUGAUGAACGAUAUCACGCUAAAGGGUAAAAUGAUGUAUGAACGGGAGGCGGUGGUACAGUUUGUUAAGAUGGUUGAGAGGGGGUUGUUUCCCAUGGAUUGCAUCGAGACAAAGGCGUUCUCGUUGGAGAAUUGGAAAGAAGGGCUUUAUAUGGGGGGAAAGCAUAAUGGCAUUGGGAAAUGCGUAGUUCUGGCUCCUUGAUGCAUCAUUUCCUAUUCUUUGAACACACAUGCAACAGAUAUUCAAAGAGAACAAGAAUAUAAAAAGAAAAAA